Lactuca sativa (garden lettuce) is the source of this 1188-nucleotide messenger RNA. RefSeq lists its product as uncharacterized. Lineage: Eukaryota; Viridiplantae; Streptophyta; Magnoliopsida; Asterales; Asteraceae. Gene Ontology annotation, molecular function: zinc ion binding. The record is from RefSeq and is a predicted model, not a curated record.
AUGAGUGUUAAAAAGCUAAGAACAGUUGUGUCACAGAAGUUUGGUAUUCAUGUUAGUGUUGGUCAAUGUAGGAGAGCUAAAAAAUAUGCACCCCAACUAAUAGAUGGUACCCAAGUUGAACAUUAUGCAAAGUUAUGGUCGUAUGCAGAAGAGAUUAGGAUAUCAAAUCUAGGUAGCACUGUGAAAAUUGAUGUAAAUCGUAUGCCAGAUGGGAAGAAAUACUUUAGUAAGUUCUAUGUUUGCUUUGAUACACCGAAGAAGGAGUGGAAGGAGGGAUGCAAGAAGAUAAUAGGUUUAGAUGGUUGUUUCCUUAAAGGGAUCUGCAAAAGGGAGUUAUUAUGUGUUGUUGAAAGGGAUGCAAACAAUGAGAUUUAUCCUAUUGCAUGGGCAGUAGUAUGUGUGGAGAAUAAGGAAAAUUGGAGGUGGUUUUUGGAUUUACUCAUUGAUGACUUGGGACUUAACUUAGGCUAUGGAUACAGUGUAAUAUCGGAUCAACACAAGGUUUUGAUUAAGGCUGUGAAAGAACUCCUUCCAUAUGUAGAGCAUAGGCAGUGUGCCAAGCAUAUUAGCCAAAACCUUAGGAAAAUGUAUAGUGGUGCCCAAUAUGAAAGCAUAUUCUGGAAGGCAUGUAAAGUAACAAUAGAGGUAGAUUUUAAGGUUUCCAUGAAAGAGCUUGAAGUGCUAGACCCAAGUGCUUAUCAGUAUCUGAUAGACAAAGACCCCAAAACAUGGUCAAGGGCCUACUUCCAACCAGGAAGAUGUUGUGAUGCUAUGGAGAAUGGAAUGUCAGAAAGUUUUAAUGUUGUGAUUGUUGAUGCUAGGAAGAACCCAACUAUCACCAUGCUAGAGGAGUUGAGGAUGUAUAUGAUGGAGAGGGUGUUCAACAAGAAAUGCAAGGGUCUAGGAAGGGGCAACCAAAUUUGUCCAACAAUUAGAGAAAUAGCGAAUGAGAUUAAGAAGGGUCUAAGACAUUACCAAGUUUUACCUAGUGGACUAAAUCAGUUUGAAGUAAGAGGAACUACAGAUGCUUAUGAGUUGGAUCUUGAAGAAAGAACUUGCUCAUGCAGGCUUUGGCAGCUUAAUGGAAUCGGUUGUGUCCAUUCUAUUGCAGCUAUUAGUUUUAUGAAUAGGGAUGUGGAGUCAUAUGUGGACAAAAUGUUUUGUAGCAUCACUUACAUGAAGGCAUAA